Messenger RNA from Ilex paraguariensis (yerba mate), 2071 nucleotides. NCBI's taxonomy places the organism in Eukaryota, Viridiplantae, Streptophyta, Magnoliopsida, Aquifoliales, Aquifoliaceae. The record is from the annotation of a GenBank genome assembly.
CCUACAAAGACAUGUGGCAUGCACCAUGUGUGGUGGGCAAGUAAAUUUGGGAAAGUUUUUAGGCGGACGGCAAAGCAUAGGAUAACUGUUAUUGAGAAGCCAUUCCUCCCGAAAAAAAUAUUCCUCCUUGAAAACCUGUUAGCCAGUUUCAACGAACAUAAUCAUUAUAAGUCGUUACCACGUUAAAUCUACAAAAAAACCCUAGGGUUUGUUUGUUCAGUAGUGUUAUUAGAGGCCUAGCCCCAACAUAAAAACUAAUAGAACACUUUAUUCAAUUCUUGUUUCUUUCUCCUCAAUCUCGGACCUCUAACUGUGUGAUCGGAUUGAGUUUUAUUAGGGUUUAGGGUUUAUAGAUAAUGGACGAUAUUGAAAAAGCAAUUCUUAUAAGUUUUGAUGAAUCGGGGACCGUGGAUUCAUUGUUGAAAUCACAAGCAGUUUCUUUUUGUCAGCAAAUUAAAGGGACUCCAUCAAUUUGUAGUAUAUGUAUAGAGAAAUUGUGUCUUUCUAAGAUAGUUCAAGUCCAGUUCUGGUGCUUACAAUGUCUGCACGAGUUUCUUUGUGUUCGGUACUCGUCGAUGAGUCUUGAAGAGAAGUCUUUUAUAAGGAAGUCAGUAUUUUCGAUGGCGUGUUUUGAAGGUGAUAACGACUCAGUUAGAGUUUUGGAGGGUCCGUCAUUUAUCAAGAACAAGCUUGCUCAGGUUCUUGUCACUUUAAUAUAUUUUGAAUACCCGUUGAUUUGGUCAUCCGUGUUUACUGAUUUUCUGCCAAAUCUGAGCAAAGGUGCAGUGGUGAUUGAUUUGUUUUGUCGUGUUUUGAACGUAUUGGAUGAUGAAUUGAUUAGCUUGGACUACCCUAGAAGUACCGAGGAGGUGGCUGUUGCGGGGAGGAUUAAGGAUGCAAUGAGGCAGCAGUGUGUUCCUCAGAUCGUUAGAGCGUGGUACGACAUUGUAUCAAUGUAUAGAAACUCUGAUCAUGAAUUAUGUACUACUGUUUUAGAUUGUGUGAGGAAAUAUAUUACCUGGAUUGACAUUGGCUUAAUAGUGAAUGAUGCGUUUAUUCGAUUAUUGUUUGAGUUAAUGUUGGCAGAUGGAUUGCUGGAUCAACUUCGGGCUGCUGCUGCUGGUUGUGUUCUUGGGGUAGUUUCUAAGCGGAUGGAUCCGCAAGCAAAGAUUACUCUUUUACGGAACCUUCAGCUAAGUAGGGUAUUUGGUUUGGUAACCGAGAAUAAUGACUCUGAAUUGGUUUCAAGAGUAGCUUCCUUGCUAACUGGGUAUGCUACCGAGGUUCUAGAAUGCUCUAAGCAUUCAAACUCUGAGGAUGCCAAGGGUGUUUCAAUGGAGCUCUUGCAUGAGGUUUUACCUUCGGUUUUUUAUGCAAUGCGGAGUUGUGAGGUUGACGCGACAUUCAGUGCUGUGCAGUUUCUUUCAGGGUACUUUGCCACAAUGAAGAGCCUUUCAACUAUGACGGAGACACAACAGCUACAUUUUGACCCUGUUUAUCGUUAUAAUCUACAUGCAUUGGAUAAAAUUGGGAGAGAAGAGGAAGAUAGGAUGGCAGAGUUUCGGAAGGAUUUAUUUGUAUUGCUUUGUAGUGUAGGCCGUGUAGCACCUGAUGUUACUCAGAUUUUCAUUAGAAACUCUUUAGCCAUUGCUGCUGCAUCUUCUUCUGAUAGGAAUGUUGAAGAGGUAGAAGUUGCACUUUCCCUCUUCUUUGCACUUGGUGAGUCACUAAGUGAUGAGGCAAUGAGAACAGGUAGUGGAGAAUACUCAAUAUAUUCCCCUGGUUUAGCAGCCUUUCUUGAUGAUAGAGGUAUACACCACCCAAAUGUGAAUGUUAGCCGAAGGGCUAGUUAUCUUUUUAUGAGGGUUGUGAAACUGCUCAAAGCCAAGCUCAGUCUGCAAGAUACUGUUGCUCGAUUUACUACUAUGAAUUGUAAUUCCCAAGAAUUUUUGGGACUUGAAGAUGGCAGUCACAUUUUUGAGGCAAUUGCCCUAUUAAUUGGAAUGGAAGAUGUACCAUUGGAAAAACAAUCUGAUUAUCUUCAGCGUUGCUUACUCCUCUUUGUCAGCAG